Messenger RNA from Phyllostomus discolor (pale spear-nosed bat), 6735 nucleotides. It is a transcript of the gene CRTC1, whose product is annotated as CREB regulated transcription coactivator 1. Gene Ontology annotation, biological process: protein homotetramerization; positive regulation of transcription by RNA polymerase II. NCBI's taxonomy places the organism in Eukaryota, Metazoa, Chordata, Mammalia, Chiroptera, Phyllostomidae. The coding region runs from base 31 to 1995 and encodes 654 amino acids. The transcript has 15 exons. Gene Ontology annotation, cellular component: nucleus; cytoplasm. The record is from RefSeq and is a predicted model, not a curated record. Gene Ontology annotation, molecular function: cAMP response element binding protein binding.
GGAGGAGGAGGAGGAGGCGGCGGUGAGAAGAUGGCGACUUCGAACAAUCCGCGGAAAUUUAGCGAGAAGAUCGCGCUGCACAACCAGAAGCAGGCAGAGGAGACGGCGGCUUUCGAGGAGGUCAUGAAGGACCUGAGCCUGACGCGGGCCGCGCGGCUCCAACUCCAGAAGUCACAGUAUCUGCAACUGGGUCCAAGCCGAGGCCAGUACUAUGGUGGGUCUUUGCCCAAUGUGAACCAGAUUGGGAGUGGCACUGUGGAUCUGCCCUUCCAGCCCAGCGGAUUUCUGGGGGAUGCCCUGGCAGCAGCUCCUGUCUCUCUGACACCCUUCCAGUCCUCAGGCCUGGACACCAGCCGGACUACCCGGCACCAUGGGCUGGUAGACAGAGUGUACCGGGAGCGCGGCCGGCUCGGCUCCCCACACCGCCGGCCCCUGUCAGUGGACAAACAUGGACGGCAGGCGGACAGCUGCCCUUAUGGUACUGUGUACCUCUCACCACCCUCGGAUACCAGCUGGAGAAGGACCAAUUCUGACUCUGCCCUGCACCAGAGCACAAUGACACCCACCCAGCCAGAGCCCUUUACGGGUGGGUCCCAGGAUGUACACCAGAAAAGAGUCUUACUGCUAACAGUGCCGGGAAUGGAGGAGACCACGUCGGACACAGACAAGAACCUUUCCAAGCAAGCAUGGGACACCAAGAAGACAGGGUCCAGGCCCAAGUCCUGCGAGGUCCCUGGAAUCAACAUCUUUCCAUCUGCUGACCAGGAAAACGCUACAGCUCUGAUCCCUGCCGCUCACAACACUGGGGGUUCCCUGCCCGACCUGACCAACAUCCACUUCCCUUCCCCACUCCCAACCCCGCUGGACCCUGAGGAGCCUACCUUCCCCGCUCUCAGCAGUUCCAGCAGCACCGGCAACCUCACUGCCAAUCUGACGCACCUGGGCAUUGGUGGCACUGGCCAGGGGAUGAGUACUCCAGGCUCCUCACCACAGCACCGUCCGGCCGGUGUCAGCCCACUGUCCCUGAGCUCGGAAGCACGGCGGCAGCAGGCCCAGCAGGUGUCGCCCACCCUCUCCCCACUGUCACCCAUCACUCAGGCCAUGGCCAUGGACGCUCUGUCUCUGGAGCAGCAGCUGCCCUAUGCCUUCUUCACCCAGGCAGGCUCCCAGCAGUCGACUCCACCGCAGCCCCAGCCCCCACCACCCCCACCACCUGCAUCUCAGCAGCAGCCACCUCCACCGCCUCCCCAGGUGCCCGUUGGCCUCCCCCCAGGCAGCCCUCUGAUGCCAAGCGCCAGCCUGACACGGGGGCCCCAGCUGCCCCCACUCACGGUCACAGUACCGUCCUCUCUCCCCCAGCCCCCACCAGACAACCCAGGCCAGCCGCCAAUGGGGAUCGACAUUGCCUCGGCCCCGGCUCUGCAGCAGUACCGCACUAGUGCCGGCACCCCAGCCAACCAGUCUCCCACCUCACCUGUCUCCAAUCAAGGCUUCUCCCCUGGGAGUUCCCCACAACACUCUUCCAACCUGGGCAGCGUGUUUGGGGACUCGUACUAUGAGCAGCAGAUGGCAGCCAGGCAGGCCAAUGCUCUGUCCCACCAGCUGGAACAAUUCAACAUGAUGGAGACUGCCAUCAGCUCCAGCAGUCUGUACAGCCCAGGCUCUACACUCAACUACUCGCAGGCGGCCAUGAUGGGCCUGACAGGCAGCCAUGGGAGCCUGCCAGAUGCACAGCAGCUGGGCUAUCCCAGCCACAGCAGCAUCCCCAACAUCAUUCUCACAGUGACAGGAGAGUCCCCUCCCAGCCUCUCUAAAGAACUGACCAGCACACUGGCCGGGGUCGGCGAUGUCAGCUUCGACUCUGACAGCCAGUUUCCCCUGGACGAACUCAAGAUUGACCCCCUGACCCUGGACGGACUGCACAUGCUCAAUGACCCUGACAUGGUCCUGGCCGACCCAGCCACUGAGGACACCUUCCGGAUGGACCGUCUGUGAGUGCAGUCCCAGCACUCCAUCACCCAGCCCCGGCUCCGUCACCCCGCUGGUCAGUGGUCCCAACGGAGUCUCCCUGAGCCCAGGGACUGCACACACUGUCCCUGUAAACGGCCGAGCUUGUGAUUCUGAGCUUGCAAUGCCGCCAAGCACCCCCUGCCCCCCUCGGCUGUCCAUCUCCUGUGGGAGGCUGUGAGCUGCCUCCUUGGACUCCCCCUGCGCACACUCUUUCUCCUCCCACCCCAGGCCCUGAGCCAUCAGUUCCUGUAAGAUGCAGCAAGCGUGUUGGGCAGGGCUACAGGCCUGGGGGCACCAGGGCCUGGUCCACGCUGUGGUGGGCGGGUGUGCAUUUCCGACUGUUGUCCAGCUCUCACUGCCUUCCUUUGUCCCGGGUCCUGCCGACACCUGCCACCCCCAGGUCAUGGUUAGGUAGAGAGCCAGCCCCACCCCCCUGCCAAAGGAAGAGGGCGCCAGAGAGAGGGACAGACCCAACGCAAAAUAAACACUAUUUUGAUUGCUUUUAUAUUUCUGAGCACACAGGACGCUAGAGCCCUUUCCCAUAGGGGUGGAUACAAAGGUGUAAACUGAACAGCUAGAUCUUCCCAGCCCCCUCCUGCCUCGCCUGCCCCCCACUCCAGGUCCCUCUGGGGCUGCCUCUGCCAGGGGUCCCCUGGCCAGGAUGACAGGGCCUGCCAGGGAACAUAUGUGGAGUCGGGUCAUUUCUGGGAGGUGAUAGGACUUGCUUUCCUCUUUCUAUCUCUGCACUGUGGCCACUGUUACUGUUAUUUACAGACAGGGGUGGUCAGGGCAUUUUUGUUAGAUUUUUUUGUUGUUUCUUUUGGUUGGUUAUUUCUGUUUUGGCUGUAGACAAGUAGCUGACUACUUCAAGCCAACACUUGCCGGAGAGCAUCUUUUUAUUCCAGAAAUCCUGUUAUACAUUGUUUAAAGCUGACCAGAAGCAGUCUACAAUCUGAACUGUGACCCUGGCCUCUUUAGUUUCACCUCAAGUUAUUUCAAAACAGAAGGGCUGAGUGGCUGCCCAGCCCAGUUAAGGGUGGGUUGUGUCAGGCAGGGGACUCUGGCAGAAGCUGGAGUGGCUGGAGGUGCCUCUGCUUCUGGCCACGUACCAGACUCCUGGGAAGGAGCCACUGCUCUCAGUAAGGGUCUUGAGAAGACCUGGCUCUCUGCCUGGCCCUGUUGAGGGUGCCCACCAGUACUCGGUGACGGGUGUCCGGACCCUGAGACUGGCAGCAGCUGUGGCCCCUCUGCCCCCAGAUGCCACAGACGAGGUUGUCUCUCACCCCACCCUGAGAAAACCGACACUCAUCCCCUCCGGCCGCUUCCUGUGUAGCUCCUCCUGGGAGGGCUGGGUUUGGAGGGCAACGAACAGUGUUCUUUUAGCGGUAGGUUUCUGGGUGCUUGCUUCUCAGAGUGCCUUGGUAGGCAGAGGUGACCCUCCCUCUGACCUCCAGGCCCUUCGAGGGGUGGCGGGCUGGCUUUGUUUUCUGUCAGCUGCUUGAGCAGGAGCCUCCGUUUUAGUCCCGAAGUUGCAUCUUGACUUGCUCCUCCGCCUGCAGUUGGGCCGACACUUCUGCCUGGUGUGUCUUUCUGUGGUGUUGCGGCCGCCUUCCUGCCUGGGCCUUGGGAGCCCUCACCUCUGUGUAUGGAAGCUGGGUUUGAUCCUAGCAGUUGUCCUUCCCUCUUGCUCCUUGGCCAGGCUGUUAGCACGUAUCAGCUGGGUGGCCACAUGUGUGGGAAGUCCCCCCUCUUCAAUCACUUGGCCCUGCCUCUGCUGUCUGGGCUGGGGGAGCACCUUGUCAGUCCAUCCGGGUCCGGGCCUGUCCUCUUACUGUGGUGGGGACUGGGGGUAGAGAUGGGGACUUUUUUUAAAGAACAUCUACAUGUACAUAAAAGAGUUUGGUUACCAUUAGACUUGUAUGUAGAACUUUUUUAAAAUGGCCUUAAUAAAAUUACAAGCAACCUUCCUGGAUGCAAUUUUCAAGCAAGGCAUUGGGGAUCCAGUGAGGGAGCCUUGUCAGCCCACGCUUCCCAUCUGUUCAGUGCCAGUUCUGGGUGCAGAUGGGCAGGAGAGACCAGCGGCCUCUGCCUGUGAGAGGCACAGGUGCAGAGCUAUCCUGGGCUGGGGGUGCGAGGCCACCAGGAGCUAGAGGCCAGGCAUCCCCAUGUCUUCCUGGGCCUUGGGAGGCCUCCCGGGGUCUGCAACAGGGAAUUUUGUUUUUUUAUUAAAUAUCACUUCUCUACUAACUAUUCUUGAGUUGCCAAGACUUUCUGAGUCAAGACAGCGUAAGGGAAUCAGUCCUUUGACUUGUGAUGUGAAAAAUACUGUGAUUUCAGGCAAGCUGUGCCAUGAGGGGCGGGCCUGGGCCUGUGUCCUGUAUAUAGACCUGCCACCCAUGUCCUACUCACGAGCUCAGGGCAAGCCUGGACUUCAAACCUGGACACUGGGUCCACAUGGACAGGCUCAGAGGCCAGCCCGGCUGUCCCCCCGCCACACCCCCACUGAGUGCUCCCAGCUUUAGCCGAGCCACCUCAGCUUGUGCAGACCUUUCCCCGGGGGGGCUUGAGCUACCAAGCCUGUGCCCACUGCCUCAGUUUACCCUCUGCCCUUCAAAUCAAGGGCUGUAAGUUUGCUCCCUCAUGCGGCUUGUGGGCUGAGGAUGGAGACCAGGGUCAGCGCCUUUCUGUGUCCUCCAGAGAAGAGGGCUGUGCCCAGGGCUGACUGGAGGAGAAGGCGGGCUCUCGCUGGGGUCACAGCCCCAUCACAGGUACCCAUGCUGACCUCCCCUCCAUGCCCUUACAGGGGGAAGACAGGCAGCGCUGUUGGAGCGUCCUGCAGCCCCCUUCCCUUGACACUUCUGGGCAGAAGGGUGAGUGCCAGCCUCUUGGUGGCAGAGGGAACUGAGACCCUCAGUGGAAAGCUCAGGGGAUGGGUUCCCAACUUUUCCCCUCAGCAAAAUUUGGGAACCCACAGCCAACACAUCCAAAAGCUGGUGAAGCCACAGCAGAAGCAGCCCUAACUGGGGUGGGUCCAGCUCUGCCACUGUAGGUCACAGGGCUUGCUGGGACCAGCCUCUGGGGGCUGGGAUGUGUGCUUCGGAUCUUUCCCCAAGUGAAGCCUCUCUGUGCUGUUCUCUGCUCUUGGGUUUUCAGAGUGAAGGAGGGUUCUGAGUGAUUAAUGUGUUUGACCCAAUUUUUAUCUGCUGAGCUCCUGGAAGGAUGCCCAGAGGGGUGGUCUGUUGUGAGGCCUGUGCGUCACAGUGGGGUAGGUGAGGUCACCUCUGUCAAAUGAGAUGCUGCAUGGAGGGCAAGGGACUCCAUGUCCAUUCAUGCAUCCUGCCAGGGGUAGAUAUCCAGUAUGGGGCCCCCCCCAGUCUGUUGGGCCUCCUGGGUCUGAUGAGUACCCAUGAGCGACUUUCACUAAGGGGCCUCCAGGACCCUGAGCUGGUUUGUAACCAAAUACCCUUCCAAAUCCCCUGCCUGCCGAACUCAGCUUUCUGCAUUUCCACAGGAGGCACCCCCUCUCCGAUGUGGGAUGUGUGUGUAAAGUCUGGAGGCACUGGGGUGCUAACAAAGGAGCUCCUGGGUUCUGAUAAAGCCCAGUGUAGGACUGAGGUACAGGGGCCACAAGACUAAGGGUACUGGGCACCCUGGUCCUGGCCCAUUGCUCCUGCAGGUGGCAUUCCAGGUGAGGAGGUCUGUGGCUACUGAGUCCUCCCCACGUGGCCUGCAGAGCUGGGGGAAGACUCAGUGCCUCGCCGACUCUGGGAGGCUUGCCUGGAGUAAGUAGGCAGCUGGGUCUAUUUCUGCACCCAUUCUCUUGGGACCCUGGGCGCCCACCUCCUGGAGUCUCACAGUACAGAUGUAACUAGGGGCCCUGGUGACAUACCUUCAGGAGUACUGGCCGAGUGGGGCUCCUGCCCCUCAUUACCCUUUUCUUGCCACAGGCAACUGGCCACUCCCAAGCAGAGGGAGGUAGGGCAACCUGCACCCCCAGGCUGGACACUGGGCUACUCCUCCUGAGGGCAUGGAGAGCAGAAACAGGACCCUUGUGACUGGGGCCUAAGUUUCCCUCCUGUCACUGGCUCAGACCCAUGAGUCUCAGGGUCCCUCCCAGAGUGAGGGGCAGGGGUUGGACAUCAGGGUGAUGCUGGCUGCAAAUGGCUCCCUCUGCCUUCCACACUCCUGGCCAGUCCCAACAGCCCAUCCAAGGAGCCAGGGACAUGUGGCAUGUGCCCGGGCAGGAGGGGAGUGUUGCCUCCAUCUCACAGGGUUGUGGGAUUUGGGACAAAUGAUGCCCAGUUCACCCUAGCCUGUCAUUUCUGACCUCUUGCCCACUGGGACAAGGGGACACUGCCAUAGCCUCCCCCACAAGGUCCCGGGAGGGAAGGCUUUGGCAGCCGAGGUCCAUUGCCCCCCAUCUGCUCCCCCCCAGGAACUGCCCCCAAGGGGCUGGGUGGCACCUCUAAUAUAUGCAAACCCAUCAGUCUGAGCCCUACCCCACUUGUGUCCCUCUGUUGCCAGGCUGGCUCUGCCCCCCCCAGCAUGUACACUCUGCUGUGGAUGUCCCAUGGGCCGUGCGUGUGGGUGCCCGUGGCGGGCUGGGGCGGGCGGCUCAGGGUGCACUCAGCCGGCCCCUGCCUGUCCUCUGGCGUGGACGCUUUUGUCUUUGUACCUUUGCAUCCUUUGUAAUGAAACCUAAUAAAAACCCAAUGUUUUCGUCUC